Molecule: messenger RNA, 1195 nt
Organism: Asparagus officinalis (garden asparagus)
Lineage: Eukaryota; Viridiplantae; Streptophyta; Magnoliopsida; Asparagales; Asparagaceae
Product: protein DEHYDRATION-INDUCED 19 homolog 2-like
Exons: 6
Coding region: 160-753 (197 amino acids)
Source: RefSeq, a predicted model, not a curated record
UUAGAGCCCAUCGUUGUCUUGUCCUCUUCUUCUUUCUCUCACUUUCUCUCUCUCUCUCUUAAUCCCCAAAGUAAUUGCUCAGCGCUCUCUCUCAAAUCUCACCCAAUUCAGCUCUCUAGGGUUUCCAUUUCUAGGGUUUCAUCCCCCUAUUCGACCCAAAUGGAGUCCAAUUCGUGGACCCGAUUCACCGCCGCCUCAAAGCGCCACCAAUCGACCUUGCAAUCGCGGUUUGAUCUAUACCUAGGGUUUGAUGAUGUGGAUGGAGGAGGGGAGGACGAUCUGCGCGCGGAGUUUGCUUGCCCUUUCUGUGCUGAGGACUUUGAUAUUGUUGGGUUGUGCUGUCAUAUCGAUGAGGAGCAUCCUGUGGAAGCUAAAAAUGGGGUAUGUCCUGUCUGUGCAGCUCGUGUUGGGAUGGACAUGGUUAGUCACAUAACCACACAGCACGGAAACUUCUUCAAGAUGCAACGUAGAAGGAGAUUUCGCAGAGGUUCAUCAGGUUCACAUUCUACACUUUCUCUAUUGAGGAAGGAACUGCGUGAAGGAAAUCUGCAAUCUCUUUUUGGAGGUUCAUCCUUACCCUCUAAUGCAGCACCUGAUCCUUUGCUGUCAUCAUUUAUUACCAAUUUACCUGUAUCUGAUCCAUCAAGAGGAGGAGGAUUGGAGACCUUGGAUGAUGGAAAUGUGGUUAACGAGGCUUCAGAGGAAAAAGCAACAGAAAGUUUCCACCAGAUGCUCGAGAAACUGUUCUUCUGACCAUUUUGGUCAUUAAGGGUGUUAUGGAGCAAGUAGCCACUCUUGAAGCAUCCAACCCGUGCUAUCUGACAAGGAGCAGGAGGAGAGAGCCCAGAAGAGCGAGUUCUUGCAGGGGCUCGUGCUUUCUACAAUAUUCGACGUCUUAUAGAUCAUGAUCAUAUAUAUUGGCAGCAGCAGUAAUACCAGUAGCAGAGCCAAGAAUCAAGUGAGAACCUGAAGAGUUGGUUGAUAGAAGCCUGCAAUUGCUUCUAAGCUCAUGGGCGGUUCUUUCUGGGAAGGGGUACUCAUGAAAAGGUAUAUAUAUGUAGACUUUAUGUGAAUCAUCCUGAGAGAGGAUAAUACGUUAGGAAUGUAAAAUAAUUUAUGUAAUAAUGCUACUUUCUACCUGCUGGAUAUAAAUGUAGUCUAAUAAUAUUUUCCUAGUUGUGGGUGUUUGUGUUCA